AUGGUGUCCGGGGCGGCUGAUGUUAUGGAGGUGGCAGUGGCAGGAGGAACGCAUUUGGAUCCAGAUCUUCCAACAGACGAGUGGAAGAUUAUCGACCAGGUGCUGAGCUUCCUGGCACAGUACAACGGGAGCCCUGAUGGGCGUGAUGCAGAAGAGGUCAUGUCCUACAUCGAUGCACUGCGCCGCGCAAUUUCCAUCAUCCAAGGACGACCGGAGCUGGCAGCCCUGGCAGAAGAGGAGCGGCGAAAUUUGGCCGCACAGGCACAGGCUGCACUGCACGAGUGGCGCAGGCGAUCUCAGGAGCUGGAGCAUGUCCGGGGCGAGAACAAGGUUCUGCAAGCGGAGCUGCUUCGCGGUCGUCAGGCUUUGGCGGAAGUCCUCAACAAGCAGGCGGAACUCCAGCGGUCCGUGAAAGCUCUGUGCGCUGACAUUGAGCUGAGGAAGAAGCCAAUCUCGAGAUACCCGCUGCUUCGUCGGUUGCAGGUUCUCGUGCUGCACACUUUGGGGACCGUCGCAGGUUAUUUGGGUGGCUUGUCUCCCGCUUCCUCGCCGACAUUCCCCUGCCAAUCCAUACCCGCCAAUCUUCUCUUCAGCCGCUUGCUCAGUUUCCCUGUCAACGUUCGUAAGGAAUCUAGGCGCAAGAUCGUUGAGCACUUUAUGCUUGCACCGGAUCUCCUGUCUUGCAACAGCCGAUGCCUGCAAAACGGAGAUGUGGUGACCUUCGUUCGUGGCGAGUUGGCAUCCGUGCAUUUUGUGGAAGUCGUGGAUGCCCACUGGACUGAGGACAUCACCAGUGCAGUUCGAACGGUGGAAAUCGACAUGAGACAUUUGGCUGUCAUGCAUCGUACAUUGGGAGGGAGGAAGACCAUGCACACAGAUGCCGCUGUAGAUCUGUUGAUGUCAGACUUGUUUCCAAGCAGCGAUUGCGUUGUACUCGGCCUCAGCUGUUGCCUGCGAUUGGCCGGUCAAGACAUCAGAAGAGUUGAGAUGCUAUUCCGCGGGCCUUUCCCCAACGGCAGCGAAUGCUUCGCAGACGUGCAUGACACCCGUCAAAAAAGUGGUGAUCGGCUUUCCACAGCAGGAGGCGAGGCCGUGGAGGUGCCGCCGGCAUCUUGCGAAAAAGAUCUGCGAGUCGCUCUGACUCGGUGCCGCCCGCAGCUGUUCGAACAAGCACAGUUUCAUUCAUUGUCUAGUUUCCGGAGUCAGCCUGGCAGCAUGGGAAAAGAAGAGGCCGACGAACUCCUGGACAUGGAUGAAACCUCGUCUGACGAGGAGAAGCCUAGGAACACCGUUUACAAGGGCCACUUCCUAAUUUGCACACACACAUACACACAUGCACACAUGCAUACAUGCAUACAUGCAUACAUGCAUACAUGCGUACAUGCAUGCAUACAUACAUACAUACAUACAUGUACAUACAUACCUACAUACAGAUAG
Symbiodinium necroappetens is the source of this 1437-nucleotide messenger RNA. NCBI's taxonomy places the organism in Eukaryota, Dinophyceae, Suessiales, Symbiodiniaceae. The record is from the annotation of a GenBank genome assembly.